GAAGCAAACGCGACCCGGCCGCGAAAGAGCACCACCACGGCUAGCCAAGCCAAGCCACCCGCGUCGUCGCUGCCCACAGCUUCCGUAUCCGCGGCCGCGCCUCCCGUUUUUCCCGCUGCGGGACGAGCCACCGCCUCGCGCGGCGGCCGCCGCCGCCAUGGCGCCGUUCCAGAUGCGGUUCGGGCUCCGGCCGGUCUCCCCCUCCCGCUCCUACGACGAGGAGGAAGAAGAAGAGGAGGAGGACGAAGAGGAAGAGUUUGACGAGGAUGAGGAGGAGGACAUGGAGGUGGAGAGCGAGGGGACGGCCUCGCCGCCGCCGCCGAUGGCGAUGCAGGGCGGGAGGGGGGCGGUGGGAGGAGGGCUGGUGGGCGCGGUGGUGGGCGCGCUGCGGAGGUCGCUGGUGAUGUGCAGCGCUGGCGCGGUGGGGGGCGAGGAGGAGAGCACCGACGACAGCGAGGGGGGAGAAGAGGAGGGGAUGGAGAUUGGCCGGCCCAUGGACGUGCGGCACGUCUCCCACGUCACCUUCGACCGUUUCGGGGGGUUCCUCGGUCUCCCCGCCGACCUCGAGCCGGACGUGCCCCGCCCCACGCCCGGCGUCAGUGCAAGCGUAUUUGGUGUUUCACCAACCUCGUUGCAAUGUUCAUACGAUCAAAGAGGAAACAGUGUGCCUAUUAUACUGUUAAUGAUGCAGCGAGAGUUGUAUCUACGAGAAGGACUUAAGAUCGAAGGGAUCUUCAGAAUUAAUGCAGAAAAUAGCCAGGAAGUCCGUGUUCGGGACCAAUUAAACAGUGGUGUGGUACCGGAUCAAGUUGACUUGCACUGCCUGGCUGGGUUGAUAAAGGCAUGGUUUCGGGAACUUCCAACAGGAGUAUUGGACUCACUGACAGCAGAACAAGUAAUGCAUUGCAACACAGAAGAGGAGUGUGCUCUCCUUGCUUCUAUGCUACCACCAAUUGAAGCAGCAUUACUCGAUUGGGCUAUUAAUCUAAUGGCCGAUGUUGUGGAGCAUGAAAACUACAACAAGAUGAAUGCUCGAAACAUCGCUAUGGUUUUUGCACCAAACAUGACUCAGAUGGCCGAUCCAUUAACUGCCCUGAUGCAUGCAGUUCAGGUGAUGAAUUUUCUCAAGACAUUAAUCAUGAAAUCUUUAAAGGAAAGAGAGGAGGCAGCUGGAGCACCUAAACCGUUGCAAUCAUGCUCUGAUUCCCCAAAUGAUCAAGAAGAACCUCAGAUGCCAGAGCAUUUGGAGAAACCGUUCAGUUGUUCAAAUCAGGAAAGCACUGAUCACCCUAUGAUUGACAAGGCUACUUCUGAAAAGCUCCUAUUUGAAGCUGAACAAGUCCUCCAUCAUGAUUCAAGACAUGGUUUUGAAGGACAAGAUAAGUGUGAUAUGGACCACAAGAAAUGCCACAGUGGAGUUUCUCCUCUGGGUGAUGAGGCGAAUAACCAAGUCAACAGUUCCGGAAAGGAAUUUGGUAGUAGAAAUGCGGAAGGCUUGUUCGACAGAUUUAGUUUCAGGAAAGGUGUCGAGAGGCUUUGCAGGCACCCCGUGUUCCAAUUGAGUAGGUCCAUGAAGAAGUCUCCAGACGUUGUGGUCUUUGAUGGCACCAGAGAAGCAAGACAAGCUUGGGUAUGAUGUGAUAGUGAUAUUUGUAUGUAAUUGGUAAAUGGCAAUGGGACUGUUUUCGCCUUUGUGCUUAGCUGAUCUGUCGUUCCUCUGGUUUGUGAGGGUAGAAACGGUUAGCCAGUUAGGGAGUAGGUACUGCAGAUUUGGGUGUACAUUAUAAUCGUUUACUUGUGAGGAAAACGUCGGAGUCAUUGUUUUUGUUUCCGAUAUGGCUAUUCGUAAACAGAAGUCACAGUGAACUCGGCUUCUAGUGUAUACUCCUGAUAUGAUAUUGUGUAACAUUUACAGCCAA
Messenger RNA from Brachypodium distachyon (stiff brome), 1919 nucleotides. RefSeq names its product rho GTPase-activating protein 5. The transcript has 5 exons. Lineage: Eukaryota; Viridiplantae; Streptophyta; Magnoliopsida; Poales; Poaceae. The coding region runs from base 158 to 1636 and encodes 492 amino acids. Gene Ontology annotation, biological process: signal transduction. Gene Ontology annotation, molecular function: GTPase activator activity. The record is from RefSeq and is a predicted model, not a curated record.